UUUGAGUGAUAUAUAUCACCAUUUUGGAUCACAAUGUGUAGAUAUAUAAAUUUUGUCUUGUGACUAAUAGACAAAUGUCACACAACGGUCGCAGUUUUGCCACCAUUUUGUAACUAUUGUUCAUUUAGCAACUAUUUAGCGACGAAUAGUGCAACUAUUUGCCGACCAAUAGUGCGACUAUUUAGCUACGGUUUGUGAAAUUUCUAUGAUUUUGGCUAAGUGUUUGGGCGGUUCCGAUUCCCCCAAAUUUUUUUUCUUUGUCACUAAUUUGCGACUAAAGAGCGACCAAUACACUUAAUUAUUAGGUUAAAACAAAGUCGAUUCUUCACUUUCUCAUUUCCCCUAAUUUCGAUCUAGGGUUUUCUUAUUCUCUCCACUUCACUACGAUUUUCGUUUUUCUUCUCAAAUCUCCUCAAAAGUCUUCAAAUCUUCUCAUUUCUUCGAAUCUCUGUCUCAAAUCACUUCGUUCCUUUCCUCUGGGUUCAAAUCGAUUGUCUCAAACCCUAAAUUUCGACUCAAACUGCGAUUUUCAUGGCUCCUAAAGGUAAAUCGUCACGCGGCCGUGGUGGGGGCCAGAACACCAGAGCAACAGCCGCUGGAGGAGGCCAGAACUCUAGAGCAGUAGCCGCUGAUCCAGUCGAGAACACUAGACCAGCAGCCGCUGGAGGAGGCGAGACCAGUCGCCGCGGAGGGGGCGAGACCAGUAGCCGUGGAGGACACCAGACCAGUAGCCGCGGAGGAAGCCAAACCAGUAGCCGUGGAGGAGUCAACAGACCAGUAGCCUCUCGACCCCGAACCUAUGUUGGUCACAGACUACCACUCACUACGAGUGGGGUCGGAACAUCUUCUCACUCAUUCAACCCUCACUCAUCGAACCCAUCAGCGACACAGUCUGCGACCCAAUCCCAUGCGAAUCAUCCUUUCGGUAGACAACCUCCUCCUCCUCAGCCGCAUCAUCAGCCACAACAACCGCUUCCUCCUCUCCAGCCUCUACCGGAAGAUGAUGCGAAUCUCCAAGGCAUACCUGAACAACAAAACCAACUCCAUGGAGAGGAAGAGGACGACGAAGAGAACGCUGAUCCAGCUGGAGACUACGAAGACAUGCUGGAUCGUUUGCUAGCCCUUCCAGGCCGACAAAAUCUACCUCUUCUGUCUAGACACCCAAUACCAGGCGUUAAAACACUCUGGUUUAACCGGCAUAAGGGGGUGCUAUCCCGAGCAAUUUCCACAAUAUUUAGGAGGAAGUUUGAUGGGCCUUACUACAACUGGAAGGUUACUCCAAUAAACAUACAAGAGAGAUAUUUCAGAACCUUUGCGCGGCAGUUUAAUUGGGAUUCUGGGAUUACUGGCCUUGUGAGAGCAGGAUUUCUUGUUAUAGCCAAGAAACGGAUGAAAGGGAUUGUCAGUCAAGUAAAGAAGACAGGUGUACAACCAACUUGGAUUCGUAAGACAAUUUGGGCUGAGAUGCAGCAGUUUUGGAAAACCGCUGAUGCUAUAGAGAAGAGUGAGAAUGCUUCACAAUGCAGAAAUUCUGAUCGUGGCAGACUUGGAGUGCACAAACACUUAGCCGAUCAGAAAUCUUUUAUCCAAGUUCAUCAAGAGAUGGAGGAAGAGUUGGGGCGUCCAGUUUCACUUGGCGAAGUAUUUAUGAGAACGCAUACUAGAGCUGAUGGAUCUUUUGUGGAUCAAAAGUCUGAACAAGUAGCUGAGGCAUAUACGAAGACACUUGAAGAGAGAUUGGCUGAACUGGAAGAAGAGGGUCAGGAUACUACAGAGAUUUCCUCUGAACAUUCUCAGCAUCCUAGAGAACUCAGCAUUGAUGAAAUGAAUGAUAUCUUCCUUAAGUGUACUCAUAUAGAUGACCAAGGCAACCCUUAUGGUCUUGGAUCUCUUGCGGAGACCCUACACAAAGGAAAAAGGAAGGAGAGUUAUGCGAGCUCAUCUUCUACAGUGACAGUUGUUGAGCUUCAAGAGCAGCUACGGCGCAAGAUCUCUGAUCAGGAUGCUGAAAAUGCAAGACGUGAUGCGGAGCACCGCACAUCUGAAGCUCGGAUCGCCAGCUUGGAGAAGCUCAUCCUCUUUAUGAAAGAAAAGGAUCCUGACUUAGCAGCCUUCAUGUCUUCUUCUCCAAUCCUGCAACCAGAAGUCAUCAUACCACCCAGCACACAAACAUGCACCCUUCCAACAACCACAGAAGCAGCAAUCCAACCAGCUGGACUCGCACCUACUGAAACCACACCAGCCUCUCCUAUUUCUAACUCUGAUUCAAACCCUAUGAACUAGUUUUUUAUUUGCUUAUGUUUUGUACUGUAUAAUACUUUGUUAGGAUGGUUUUAAUUAGUGUUUUUGAAUGAUGGAUUAUGAGUAAUGUGAAAUCAGUAUUGCAGGUUUGGGAUUAUUUGCAUUUGAAAGCGAUUUUGCAGGUUUGGGAUUAUUAACGUGUAACCAAUCUGUGACCAAACUAAUUAACAAAUGUGACCAAUCUGUGACCAAACUAAUUAACAAAUGUGACCAAUCUGUGACCAAACUAAUUACAAGAAACUCCAAAUCUAGUAUCAAAAUGGUUACUAAUAGAAAACUCUUUUGCUACACAACAAUAAGAGUCUUAAAUUGGUCGCAAACUAUUAAGACUCUUUUUCGACUAAGGUGGUACUAAAAGAUAUAUCGUCUGCGACUAAUGUGGGACUAAAUAUUUGAUCCAAGAACUCUUUCGUUUGAACCGAACAAGUCGCAAACUAGUUGCUAACUAACAUAUGUCGCUCUUUAGUCAGACAUUUACAACGAC
Arabidopsis lyrata subsp. lyrata is the source of this 2785-nucleotide messenger RNA. RefSeq lists its product as uncharacterized. NCBI's taxonomy places the organism in Eukaryota, Viridiplantae, Streptophyta, Magnoliopsida, Brassicales, Brassicaceae. The transcript is spliced from 5 exons. The coding region runs from base 532 to 2283 and encodes 583 amino acids. The record is from RefSeq and is a predicted model, not a curated record.